UGCCAAGCGACAGACACCAUUUUCUGCAGUUUCAGAUGUAACAAACGAAACUCCACAAACAGACAUUUUCAAAAAGGAAUACGAAGUAUACAGACAGGUUUUUGAACUCUGUGCAAAUUCAACGAUGUCAUCAAAAGAUAUCAAGCCAGACAGUUAUAUUUCACAACUUUUAGAAACCGAUACCAUACAUGAAACUGAAGAAACCAUGUCAACAAAAGACCUUAGGAUCGUUAUAAAUCAGCUAGGCUUUAAUACAACGGAAGCUGAAAUCGGCAUGUUGUUGAAGAAUUCUGGUAUCAGCGGAAAGUGUACUUUAGUUGAUGUAAUAAAAAUGCUGAAACGUGAAGAUUUUGCUGACUCGGAUUUAAGUGAGGACAGACAGGAGCUAUGGGAGACAUUUAACUAUUUCGACAAAGAUAACGACGGCUUCAUUACGAUUUCUGACCUACAAGACGCCAUGGAAUGUUUAAGUUUAGAUGUCAAAUCAAGUGAUGUGUACCAAAUGGUGAUUGGUGCCGAUUUAAAUGGAGACCACAGAGUAAAUUUGAAGGUAAGCUUCAGUCUGGAAGAAUUUGAGGCCAUGCUAAAAGACGAUGACCAUGACAUUUAA
Molecule: messenger RNA, 610 nt
Organism: Mytilus trossulus (common blue mussel)
Lineage: Eukaryota; Metazoa; Mollusca; Bivalvia; Mytilida; Mytilidae
Exons: 4
Coding region: 125-610 (161 amino acids)
Molecular function (GO): calcium ion binding
Source: RefSeq, a predicted model, not a curated record